CUACCCUGCUGCCAGAAACACUGCUCAUUGGACCUACACUGUUGCUGUAAUUAUUGUGCAGUCUCUGUCAUGUCUCUGUCUACACGUUCUCAGAAGAAAGCUGCAGUUGCUGUUGCCAAGUCUCAGACAAUAGUGAAAAAGGUUCCCAAGAAGCCCUCUCUGAGAAUGGAAGGUGGAACAGACUCUGAUGAUGUUGUGAUAACCCCUCCCAGCCAGAAGCACUCAUCAUUGCCAGCUGGUAGAACAGCUGCAAAAAUAAGGGCUGGUGUAGUGAAGGGUGGCAAGUCAGCAAAGAAUGUACCUUUGAGUGAUGAUGAGGAUGAGGAGGGUGCAACCCAUAUCACUGUCAGUGAUACAGAAGUUGAGCAUGAGGGAGAAAUAUCUCAAGGGGUGAGUGAUGAGGAGUAUGAGGUUGUGAGAUACAAGAAGCCUGUUGCAAAGAAGCAGGCUACUGCUACACAGGAUCUUGAGUCAGCGGGUGAGAGUAGUGAUUCCUCAAACCCUCUUGCCACACGUCUCAAGAAAAUGCAAUCUAGUCCUGACUGGGACACAGAGCUUGCUGGCUCUACACCUCAGAGCCCUGUGAAGAGACGCAACAUAUCUAGUCCUCCUGAGAGCCCCAUGACACCAUCUCCUAACAAAUCUCAGAUCAAAGCCAAACGCAAUGAGCACCCAAGCCCUGAGGAUGACAGUGCAAGUGCAUCUCCCACCAAGAAGUCCAGGCAGGCAGUGUUCAACCAAUCUCAACCCAGAAACAAGGGCAAAGGCAAACAGUUGCCCAUGUCUGAUGAUGGAGAGAACCCAUUCAUUGAGAAGCAAGGGAAAGGCAAUGUCCAAAUUGGAGGGAAGAAACUCAAGCCUGUUCUGGAGAACUCCACUCCCAGAAAGGCCUCAUCUUCAAGGAAGACUGUGAAGAAUGCUGAACAAUCUAGCAUUGAGGAUGCUAUCUAUGCUGAGCCUCCAUAUGAGUUGACACCUCCCCAGGGAAACAAGCAUUGUCUCCAGCUUGACAAGGCUGAGAUAGACCCUUGGUUGAAAGACAGCUACAAGAACAUGUGGCCCUUGAAGAAAUAUGAUGUACCACCACACGCUUGUGUCAAGCCCAGUGAUCUUGUUGGAAGUUUUGUUGAGGCUGGUGUUCAACUGCAGCUAGUAAACCUGAAGGCAACAUUUACCACCUCAUUCAGGUGCAUGUGGCUGGUGAACCCUGCACGUGCCUCUCCCAAGAAUUUUGGCUCCAUCAGUCCAGGUUAUUCAAGGCCUGUGGUCACUUUCAAUGAACAUCCCAUCAUCAAUGUCACCUUUGGGACUGUUGAAUACAGCCAUCUUGUGACUCCCAUGGACUUCAACACCAAAGAUGGUCGUCGCAGGUUAAAAUCUAUCACCAUCACUCCCCUGGACCCAGAUUUUGAUCUAGCCUGGUCCUUCUGGUGUGAGGUUCUGGGAGCCUCCUCACUAGCACUCUCAUCCCACAAUGCUAAUGGCUCCUUCACUUCAUUCUCAACCAUAUCUGACAAGGUGACUGGAGCUGGAGAUGCUUUGAUAUCUCAUGGCAAGGUCAGCCUUAUGAAGAAGUUCCUCAAGAGCCCCUCAAAGCCCACUGCCUCCCCAUCUCGUCCCUCUCACUCUCAGGGUGUUCAGAAUGCUCUUGCUGGUACCCGCCCUACUGCUCUCAAUGAAAUACUUGGAGAUCGUGUAGCACUCAACCCCAAGCAAGAGAUACCCAUCUGGGAUGCAAGGGAAUAUUUCCAGCCUGGUGCAGCCAAUGGCUCCUUUGAUAUUGAGGCUCUUGAAGAUUGUCCACGUGCAUUUGAGGAGCCAGGCAAAGACUCUAUUGUUGCAGUGUUGCAUACAACAUCUACUUACCCAGGGAGUUCUGGUGCUCCCACCAAUCUCUCCUUGAAUGUUGUUGGUGCUGUCAUCUUGGUGGGAAAUGACUAAUGUGUUGAUGUGCUUUGUAUGUAUGCAAUCCUGACCUUGCUGGCCAUAUGCUCCAUGAAUCUGUAUGACUACCCUCUAUGCUGUACCUCAUGCUCUACAAUGAUUAUGCC
Molecule: messenger RNA, 2051 nt
Organism: Fomitopsis serialis
Lineage: Eukaryota; Fungi; Basidiomycota; Agaricomycetes; Polyporales; Fomitopsidaceae
Exons: 22
Coding region: 70-1941 (623 amino acids)
Source: RefSeq, a predicted model, not a curated record